Messenger RNA from Alnus glutinosa, 1289 nucleotides. Its product is annotated as protein DEHYDRATION-INDUCED 19 homolog 5-like. The record is from RefSeq and is a predicted model, not a curated record. NCBI's taxonomy places the organism in Eukaryota, Viridiplantae, Streptophyta, Magnoliopsida, Fagales, Betulaceae. The coding region runs from base 201 to 959 and encodes 252 amino acids. The transcript has 5 exons.
UACAUGAGAUUUUACUCUCAAUUAUUAAUAAUUGAAGAAUCUCAAUACUUCUGUUUGUAUUUAGUUACCUUAUUAAGCACUAGCAUCUUGUGUAAUCAAGAAAAUUAGGCUGGGCGAGUGAAUAUGUAAGGCCUUGAAUCAGAGGCUUCGAUUUAGUUUUAUUAGGUUGGAGGCUAGAUAUUCCCCCAAAGUGAUUUAGAAUGCUAGAUUCUUCCAAGGAUGAACGCAGUGAGAAGGAUCAAAAGCACAAAAAACAGCUAGAGGAGAUGAAUAAUGAUUUGUUAGCACUUCUGAGGUCUAUGGAUCAGCUUGGGGUCAAAUUGUUUAUGUUGAAGACCGAGGAAAAUCCUUCAUCCGAGGGUUCUGGUUCCAGCAGAUUUGAAAAUCAGCAGGAAGAUCAGUACGAUGAUCAGGUGGAUGAAGAUAGUCACUUAAUAUUCGAUGAUUCAGACGGGGAGGAUGAUGCAAGAGCUUGUUUUCCAUGCCCCUUCUGUUAUGUGGACAUUGAUUUGCCUAUGCUCUGUAACCAUUUGCAAGAAGAUCACUGCUUUGACUUGAAAAAUGCAGUUUGUCCUUUGUGUGCGGCCAAUCUUGGGAAAGAUGUGAGUGGGCAUUUUAUAGUGCAGCAUGCAAGCUCGCUAAAGCGGAGGAAAAAAUCUGGGAAAUCUGGCUUGACUGGUAAUUCAGCAAUGCUUGGCAAAAGGUUUCCAGCAAAUGCUGUGGGAAACAAACAUGAAUCUGCACCUGAUCCACUUCUCUCACUGUUUAUCAACAACAUGCAGUUUUUGGACCCUAAAUGUAUCCAGCAAGAUGAAAGCUUCAGAGAUGAUGCCUCUGACACAUCUGCUGUGAAAAGCAUGGAGCCAUCUUCACUGGAUGAAGGCCAUGAACAGGAUAACGAAGAGAGAAGGCAGAAAGCGGCUUUCGUCCAACAGUUGAUCAUGUCAACCAUUUUCUGAGACCCAUUCUCAUGCCUUGCGAAGCUCAAACUUUUCCAGAAGAUGCAAAAGGGUUGUUGCUCCGCUCAUUUGAUCGUCUGACGGCUCGUUUUCAACUGGCACUGGGUUUUUAUGGUGCAUGAUAGUAGGAGGAUGCAAAAAAUAGUUUCUAUAUUAGGUAGCCUAGAAACUUGGUCGAUCUGGAAAUGGCCAACUAAUACAGCAUUACUUCUUGGUCGAAGGCAGUGUGAUAGUAAAUCCUCGACUGGGAGUACCAACCUAUCUAUCUCCUAAUGAGUAGAACCAAACAUUUCAGUUAUAAAGCUAAUUAAAUCUUUUGAUAGUUGGUAA